AUGUUUCACGAUCUCAACGUCCCUUGGGGGAAUGCGAAGGAGCUGCAGCGCGCGACGUCUCCCGUUCCAAAUCCACUUCCGUUCCCAACACCAUCCCGGCUGCGUAUUUUGCGUCGCUGCAACAUUUUUCUCACAGACGCAGCGUCAAACUUCAGGAUCCCGCAGCUACAGCAGCAAUAUGAUCUAAUCGCUGCACGGCCCACUGAUGAAAAGACGCUCCAGCAGGCAUGUCAGAGUCUAGAUGUCGACAUCAUCUCCCUGGAUCUGAGCCAAAAGUUCGAAAAGCACUUCAAGUUUCCCAUGCUUGGCACCGCCGUAUCACGAGGGGUCAAGAUUGAACUCUGCUAUGGUCAAGCCGUACUAUCCUUUGAUUCGACCGCGAAGAGGAAUGUCAUCAGUAAUGCUACGCAACUCAUCCGUGUAACGAGAGGACGUGGUUUGAUCAUGAGCUCGGAAGCGAAGAGCGUGCUGGGACUGAGGGCGCCGAGCGAUGUCAUGAAUCUGGCUUCGGUAUGGGGACUGGGCUUGGAGAGGGGGAAAGAUGCGCUCACCAAAGAGGCUCGUAGCGUCGUAGAGUUCGCCCGCCUCAAACGUCAAAGCUACAAAGGUAUCGUUGAUAUAGUCUACGGAGGGGAGAAGCCGCCUGCGCCAGAGAAGGUCGUGGAGGACAAGCCACAGAAAGGUCAGAAGAAGGACCAGAAGCGCAAGGCACAGGACAGCGGAGAGAGUACACCAGCGCCAUCCGGAGAGGAAAAGAUUAUAUCCAAGCGGCAGAUGAAGAAGACCAAGAAGGCCAAGCUGGCUGCUGAGAUGCAGAUCGGCACUGGAUCAUCGGCUUGA
Molecule: messenger RNA, 840 nt
Organism: Didymosphaeria variabile
Lineage: Eukaryota; Fungi; Ascomycota; Dothideomycetes; Pleosporales; Didymosphaeriaceae
Gene: RPP1
Product: RNA-binding RNA processing protein rpp1
Exons: 2
Coding region: 1-840 (279 amino acids)
Biological process (GO): tRNA processing
Cellular component (GO): nucleolar ribonuclease P complex
Molecular function (GO): RNA binding
Source: RefSeq, a predicted model, not a curated record